UUCUCAUUCAGCUUCACACCCCCCCCCGCCCCGACCCGAAGCUUUCUCAGUUUUAGCUUUUGCCCAGAAAAAAGCUCAUCAAUCGAACUCUUUCGUUUCUGAAAGAGAUGAAGAAAACCAACCUGUUUGUUUCAAUCCUUCUCUUCUUAUCCUUCAGCGUACUCCAAGUCUCCUCCCUUACGCAGACAAACCAGGAUUUUGAAAAAUCUGAAUCUUCAAGAACUCUUGAACAAGGGCAAGAGCAUGCUCAUGAAGUGCACUGUUCCAGAGAAAGAAGCAGGGCAGCUUGGCAAAUUAUUGAGAAGUAUUUGAUGCCAUUUGUGGAACAUGAGCACUAUGAGAUUCCAAGUAACUGUCGACUUCAUCCCGACAAUGAUCUAUUUAGAGAUCAGGAAGAGCACAAGAUUCAUUUGGAUAUAAACGAAUGGCAGUGCGGAUACUGUAAGAAAAGCUUCCGUGCUGAAAUGUUUCUUGAUCAACAUUUUGACAACAGACACUACAAUCUUCUGAAUGUAAGUGGCAGCAAGUGCUUAGCUGAUUUAUGCGGAGCUUUGCAUUGCGAUGCUGUGAUGAAUACCAAGUUGAGCAAAACCAAAUGCAAUCCUGCAUCUGUUGCACGGAAUCACCACCUAUGUGAGGGUCUUGCCAAUAGCUGUUUUCCGAUUAAUCAAAGUCCUUCAGCCCGCCGUCUUAAUGAGUUUUUCUUGCACCAAUUUUGUCAUGCUCAUACUUGCUCGGGGAAACGGAAGCUUUUUCCUAGAGGAGGAAAGAAACAUAUAAGUGUAUUCUACCUGGCUAUCUCCAUACUGACUUUGAUGCUGCUCCCUAUUUUCUAUCUGAUAGUGUAUUUGCACCAAAGAGAGAUGAGGAAAGGAACCCAAGAGCUUAGGCGCAUUUCAAAAGUUGGGCAGAAAACAAAACCCUCGUAGUCGCUGGGAGUUGGAGUCGUUGAAAUGACCAUCUAGGAUUUCAGGCGCAAACUUGCCGUUCAACAUAUUUUCUUGUAGAUCUGCAUGCUAUACGUCACACAGAGGAGUAUGUUGCACACGAAUGAUGCAAGAAAGCCAAAUUCUUGAUCAUCGUCUUCAAAGUUGCUCCAGACAUGACGUAUCAUUCCCUUAAUAAAGGCACUGGUGGAUGACGAAAGUAGAACUAGUUGCUAACAAUCUAUUUCUUCCAUACACCUGUAAUUCAACGGCUAUAGUUUGUUGUCGUUCAUCGUCUGGGGAACAUUGAUUUUCUUACAUUUGAAGAUUUUUCUUAAGUUAUAAGAGAACAGGUACUUUGUUACAA
Molecule: messenger RNA, 1293 nt
Organism: Malus domestica (apple)
Lineage: Eukaryota; Viridiplantae; Streptophyta; Magnoliopsida; Rosales; Rosaceae
Molecular function (GO): transcription cis-regulatory region binding
Source: RefSeq, a predicted model, not a curated record